Messenger RNA from Bolinopsis microptera, 868 nucleotides. RefSeq lists its product as uncharacterized. The transcript has 4 exons. The coding region runs from base 1 to 735 and encodes 244 amino acids. NCBI's taxonomy places the organism in Eukaryota, Metazoa, Ctenophora, Tentaculata, Lobata, Bolinopsidae. The record is from RefSeq and is a predicted model, not a curated record.
AUGCUAUCUAAAACAACAAAUGAGCCCCCAUAUUCUUACCAUGUAGCGAUCUGUCCCGCAGAUGCUAAAACAACAAAUGAGCCCCCAUAUUCCUACCAUGUAGCGAUCUGGCCAGCAGAUGCUACUAAACCAACAAAAGUACCCCCAUAUUCUUACCAUGUAGCGAUCUGUUUUAAGUUAUCUGGAGAGAAGACUUCUCUCUCUUCAGAGAGUCCUACUACUGAUAUCUUCCUUGUGGAGGGAGACUUUUCGCUUGUUCAGGUGACGUUAGACGACAGAGCUGGCGGUGAUCUGAACAUUAUUAAAACCUCGUCUCACUUCCACCUAUCCCUGCUCAACUGGAACACCCAGGCUGUCCAUUCUCUCACUUUUCUCUGUCCUACUUCUGGUCAGAAGGAAGUGUACGAGGUACUGAUAAUACCCUCAGAACCCGACCUAACUCCACCUCCUAUCAAACUAGAGUUUUCCGAACUUAUCAGCACUCUCCUCCCCACUGUCGUCCUGGGACUCCUCGUCCUUCUAAUCGUCAUUGGGAUCGUCUUCCUAACCACCGCCAGCUACAGACGUCUCAAAUCCACUUCGUCUCAGUGGGACUCGCCCCUAACUAUGAACUCAAUGUUAACUACUCCAGUUAAGAUAGGUUCCCCGUUCAGGCCGGCGUCAGUGACAGUGACCCCUACUAGACUUAAAACACCGCUUUAUACUAAACCUCGGGGGACUCCUGGGAGUAUAUGAGUGCAUGUGCCAUGUUCGCCCGCACCCUUCAUCCGCAAGAAUAAAUGUAUUAUUUGUGGUGUUUUUAGUCGUUAUUUGAAUCAUUUGGUGUGGCUGGGAUCGAAUAUUGAAUAUGGUGGCAGUGUGACUAUUA